Molecule: messenger RNA, 3264 nt
Organism: Calidris pugnax (ruff)
Lineage: Eukaryota; Metazoa; Chordata; Aves; Charadriiformes; Scolopacidae
Gene: CYSLTR1
Product: cysteinyl leukotriene receptor 1
Exons: 3
Coding region: 290-1417 (375 amino acids)
Biological process (GO): G protein-coupled receptor signaling pathway
Cellular component (GO): plasma membrane
Molecular function (GO): leukotriene receptor activity
Source: RefSeq, a predicted model, not a curated record
CCAAGCUUUUCAAAUCAGCAGUCCAAAAGCCUUGAUGAUUUCUUCAGCUUCAUAGGAUGGCAACCUGCAAGAGACUGGGAAUCCCUGCCUGCCAUCAAACACACACGGCAAGACCAGGAGGUGUUCAGCGUCUGGUAAAGCCAAUCCCGUAAUUCCUACAGAAAGAGGGGAGUUUGUAUUUGUGUUUCGAGGCUGUUCCUACGACUCUUCCACCCAAGGCUGAACUCGGCGGGUGUCGGCGCUGAGCGUCCCUGGGGCUGGUGGUGCUUCACGUCUGAGCUUCAAACAAAUGCUCCUAUCUUCUCUGGUGGACUCACCCGAGUUUUUCAUCCUUAGGCCUGACAUUCAUCACCAGGUGGAAUCAAUGCCUCAGCCAGGCAACAUGACGGUGCAGUUCGAUAACCUGUCGUGCAACCACUCCAUCGACGACUUCCGAAACCGAAUCUACUCCACGCUUUACUCCAUGAUCAGCAUCAUGGGCUUCGUUGGCAACGGCAUCGUGCUCUACGUCCUCAUAAAAACGUACCGGCAAAAGACAGCCUUCCAGGUGUACAUGCUGAACCUUGCCGUGUCUGACUUCCUCUGCGUGUGCACCCUGCCCCUGCGUGUCAUCUACUAUGUCCACAAAGGGAACUGGUUCUUCAGUGACUUCCUUUGCAGGAUCAGUUCGUACGCCUUGUACGUCAACCUGUAUUGCAGCAUUUUCUUCAUGACUGCCAUGAGCUUCUUCCGUUGCAUCGCCAUCGUUUUUCCAGUCCAGCACAUCAAUUUGGUAACAGAGAAGAAAGCUAAAUUCGUCUGCAUCGGCAUCUGGAUCUUUGUCACCCUGACGAGCGCUCCCUUUCUGCAAAAUGGGUCGUACCCAGAUGGCAACAAGACCAAGUGCUUUGAACCCCCGGAAAACAGGGAGAAGAAAACUCUAGUCGUGGUCCUGGAUUUUAUUGCCCUAUUUGUGGGUUUCAUUUUUCCCUUUAUUGUCAUAACUAUCUGCUACACCAUGAUCAUAAGGACCUUACUGAAAAAUUCCUUGAAGAAGAACCAAGCUAACCGCAAGAAGGCUGUCUGGAUGAUCAUCAUUGUGACGGCCACCUUCCUGGUGAGCUUCACCCCGUACCACAUUAUGCGUACAGUCCAUCUCCACAUGCUGGGGCAGGAGGGCACCCGCUGUGAGGACACCAUAUACCAGAAAUCAGUUGUGGUAACACUCCCCUUGGCAGCUUCCAACUGCUGCUUUGACCCGCUUCUCUAUUUCUUCUCAGGGGGGAACUUUCGGAAGAGACUUACCACACUUAGGAAGGCUUCUUCCUCCAGCAUAACGCAGGCCUUCAGGAAGAAGUUCUCCAUAAAAGAGAAAGACGAGGAACCCUUUGGAGAAAGCCAUAGGGAGAAUGGGAAUGCAGCUGUGGCCUCUUCAUAAGGAGGCUACACCUUCCCCUAAGAUCUCAGAUGGGCAUCAGAGAUCUUGGAACUCUUCCAGAAGACAUGAUGGAGGCUUGCAAGCCUUCUUCACAGUUAGGUAUGUAAUAACAGAGGAUGGUCCCUGAUUUUUAUGCUACUCAGUGGUACAGCCACUUCCAGGGAUGGGAGGACCCUUCCCCAGGAGCAAGCACUGCUUGGACAAACGCAACCACUUAGCACGGAGGAACCGCCUCCAGUGAGCACCAGAAAACUGUUGAUCUGAUGAUAAACUCGCAUAAACUCUCCAAAGCCUGUGUUUGGGCAUUUACUUCAUGUCACAACUCUACAAAGAGCAUUAAUUCUUUGAGUCGGUGAGAAAUGUAAACAUGGCAUUUGCUGUAUGCGGCGCUCAAGGAACUGCUGACAAAUAAUGAGGGCAGAGUUUUCACCAGAUCUUCAAACAGCCGCUAAAUUAUUUACACAGCAGAGGCCGGGAUAAUUCCUGCCCUGCUCCCAACUGAGUCUGCUUCAGAUUUCAGCGUUUAAGAUGGUUUUGGGUGUAAGACGUGCAGAGUUUGUGCCUGGGUCUGCAAAUCCAGGAACCUGGGCUUCAGUCCCUCCCCACCCCCAAAAAGCAGCUCUUCAGACAUGCUCCCGUGGGCAGCAGAUCUGAAUUUCUAGAAAAAUCUGUGGGAGUGGAUUUAAGUUUCAAAUGUGCAUUAGGAUACCGCAAUUUUAUUUCAAUGGGACUGGUCCUGUAAGUGAUGGCUGGAGGGUACGGAUUAUCACUGCAGUUCUUCAGGUGAUUUUACCUAGAAGUAGAGCUCUGGGUGCUCAGGGCCUAGUGCAGGAUCAGGUCUGCCUUUCUCAACUAUUGACCACAUUAAUAAUUUUUAAAAAAGAAAAUAAUGCAGAAGUCUUAUUUAAAAAUAGCUAUAUAUGAUAAGUGAUCCUGUUCAAGGGUGUACACCUUGCAGAAAAGAGGCGACCCAAGACGCUUGGAAAGAUCUCGAGGAAGACCUGGAGAUCUCAAGGUGAAUCUUAUGUAGGUGAAUCUUAUUUUGAGUACAGUAGGGUGAAAAAACCCUAGUUGGGCUUUGUUUCGUGUGUAAAGCAAAAACUUCCAAAUCUUGGAGAGAAGGAAACAUUCCUCUGUUUUUCCAGUGAACCCACUGAAAAGUAACGCUGCCUGUCUUCUGCUUGGAGCAAAGCCCAGCCUGAGAUGUGUGAUCCAUCAGGACAGAAAUAGAAAUUCUUGUAGGAUUAGGACUUUUAGUUGGAAAAGUGGUUGAUAAGUGAAUAGCACGUGUGUUUUGGUGUGGUAUUUGUGAAGUUACUUGAUGUUAUCUUAAAUAAAGAAAACCGUUUUAACACUGUAGAAUAAAAGUGAGCAAAAGGAGUUUGGCUUGGGGACAGGGGCUGCCUGAGAAAUUACCUUGACAGAUACCCAGAAGAGCAUAAAUUCACUCUUUAGACAUGGUCUGCAUGUCCCUGGGUCAGCAAAAGGCGCUUAAAUUGAUCUGCAGGUCAAUUUGCUGUUCGUGUAGAGAAGAGCUACAUUUCCCCCUAAACCCACAGGAGAGCAGAGCUUGUAGCUCCAUGAUACAACUGUGGACUGCUUUGAGAAAGCCAACUCUCUCCUCUUACAGACUAAAACUUCUUUUCAAGGGUUAGCCCUGAGUGUCACAGCUGUGUCUCAAAGCGUUGAAGGCAUUAUACAACUGUAAAUAAAAUUAUCAUGGAAAACUGAGUUUCAGAAUAUGCAAAAAUAAUAUGCACAUUCACAAAUGUUAAAGUAUUGUACAGUAAAGCUAUAUAUAUGUGGUGCAAAGCAUUUUUAUUGUACAUUAAAAGCAUAUAUAUAUA